This is a messenger RNA of Anoplopoma fimbria (sablefish), 1630 nucleotides long. RefSeq names its product C2 calcium-dependent domain-containing protein 4C-like. The transcript has 3 exons. Lineage: Eukaryota; Metazoa; Chordata; Actinopteri; Perciformes; Anoplopomatidae. The coding region runs from base 129 to 1424 and encodes 431 amino acids. The record is from RefSeq and is a predicted model, not a curated record.
UCAACCAACGAGAAGAUACCUUUUUAUGCCUGGUGAGGCUGCAGACGAGCAGCAGUCGAUCCAUUUUCCGGAGGACAAGAGUUCCACGACCAACAGAGUUAAGUGUGAGCUGAAGCAUCUGAGUGGGCAUGUGGCUACUGGAGAAGAUCCGUAGCUCUGUAGAGAGCAGUGGGACAAAAUCCCAGCACCCCCAGACAAUAGAGGCCAUUCCUGUCUCUGUUUAUGCCAACGUCCUCACUCCAGAAAAGAUCCCUGAUUUCUUCAUCCCCCCUAAACUUAUCUGCUGCCCACCAGAGGAGUCUCUAACCCCGGAGCCUCAGCACUUCUCCACAUUACGACCCUCUUUGUCUGACCAUGCCAUCUGCAGCCAGAGCCCCAGAGCUCGGAGCAGCAAGAACCCCUGCAGCCCUCGCCUCUUUUCACGCCUGGGAGGGGACACACGCAACCUCCAGAAGUCAGCCAACCGUCACAUCAUCCAAAUAGAGAGUGCUGAUGAGCCGGGUGCCGGAUCUGCGGAUAGGGUCAGUGUCAACACUAAUGCUGACCCCCAGUCACAGACUGCAAUGUCUCUGCCUUAUGUCCCCAAGGCUCAGACCUCAUAUGGCUUUUCCACCCUGGUGGAGUCUCCUCACACCCGCCGCAAAGAGAGCCUUUUCCACAGCGACCCGGGCAGCCCUCUCACCUCCCCGAACUCCCAGAGACGCUCCCAAGGGGGGACUCUUCUGGCCCCGGCUGACCCCAACCCCUACCGCUAUUUCAGCGGCGGAGAGAGCGACACCUGCUCCUCAGCAGAGUCAUCCCCCUUUACCUCCCCUCUGCUGUCCCGCUCUGCCUCCCUCUUACGCUCCUUGACCCAGGAGACACAAGCCAAGGUGUCUCGUGCCAAGCGCUCCCUGGCACGCCACAGUUCUCUCUCCACUGAUGAAUGCAGCUCAGCAGACAACAGCCCCAACAUGCAACGCCGCCACAUGCGCUGCCCUCCCUCUCCCGCCUUCCGAGGAUGUAAAAGCAGUGGCUUAAGGGGCGCAGCGUCAGACCUCCUGCAGCGUGAGCACACCAUUAACCUCCACAAGGGGGGGACACUGAGGCUGAGCACCCACUACGACCCGGAGACGGCUCGACUGAGGGUACGCGUGCUCGCGGCCGAGGCCCUUUAUGACAGGCAGACGGACCUUAAAAGCAUCAACUGCUGUGUGGCACUCUACCUGAACCCCGGCAAGCAGCAGAAACAGAGGAGCACCAUCAUCAAGAACAGCAGGAAUCCAGUAUUCAACGAAGACUUUUUUUUUGAUGCGCUGCCCAAGACGCAAGUGAAGAGUCUGGCCAUGAAGAUAAAGGUGGUGAACAAAGGAACCAGUCUGAGGAGAGACGUGCUUCUAGGAGAAAGGGAGGUGCUGCUCAGUGAGCUGCUGGCAGGCCUCUAGGGAGUCCCUGUCAAGACUUGGUUGAAAACAAGCAGCUCCACAUCUUGAGGGCCCUUUCUUCUCUGGCUACCUUUUUAUCCCACUCAACAGAUGUGAUAAAUACUGGGCAGGUGAAAGCAUGCUGAUGAUAAGGGAGUUGUAUCUUGAACACUGUGUUAUGUAAAUCAAUGGACAAAAAAAGAAAAUGUGCCUCUGCAGAAUUAAAA